Pistacia vera is the source of this 3612-nucleotide messenger RNA. Its product is annotated as probable LRR receptor-like serine/threonine-protein kinase At1g74360. The record is from RefSeq and is a predicted model, not a curated record. Gene Ontology annotation, molecular function: protein kinase activity; ATP binding; receptor serine/threonine kinase binding. NCBI's taxonomy places the organism in Eukaryota, Viridiplantae, Streptophyta, Magnoliopsida, Sapindales, Anacardiaceae. The coding region runs from base 251 to 3508 and encodes 1085 amino acids. Gene Ontology annotation, biological process: protein phosphorylation. The transcript has 2 exons.
CAUUAUUAAAUUAAUUAUUUACUUUAUUAUAAAAAAAAUUUGUUUGAAAACGAAACCAUUAAGAAACUAUUAACCAUUUCUUCAAAGUUUGGUUUGGUCUAUGUUUGCGCAGGCGUUCUGCAUCACCUUCAACAUAACCAUGGUUGUUCCAUUUAUGAAACUUUCUCAACUUUGAUAUUUUCCCACAACGAGAAAUAACAAAAGAACGAAGACGAAGAAAGAAGAAACAUUUUGUUCUUAUUGGAUUAUCAUGUCAGACGAUGAAACUGAUCCCUGGCGUUUUGGGUUAUUCAUAUUCUUGAUUUUAGUCGCAGUUACAGUUGUUGCAGGAGAUUCUCUGGAAACAGACAGAGAGGUUUUAUGGAGGCUGAAGCUAUUUCUUGAAGGGAACAACCGUGUAAACAAAGGACAUUAUUCACAAUGGAGUCAAAAUUCAAGCCCCUGUGAAUGGCCUGGAGUUUCGUGCUCUUCCGAUAAAGCCAGAGUCACCGGCCUUAAUCUUUCUGAAAGUAACAUUUCCGGUGCAGUGUUCAACAAUUUCUCUGCCUUGACACAGCUCACUUAUCUUGAUCUCUCGAAGAACACUUUUGAAGGGCAUCUCCCCAAUGAUUUGAGCCGCUGCCAUAACCUCAAGUACCUCAAUCUCUCGCAUAACAUUCUUGAGGGGGAGCUGAACUUGAAUGGGUUGAGUAAUUUAGAGGUUCUGGACUUGACUUUGAACAGGAUUGCCGGGGAACUUCAGUUUAGUUUCCCUUCAAUUUGUAACAAGUUAGUGGUGGCUAAUCUUUCAGAUAAUAAUCUUACAGGAAGUAUAUAUAAUUGCUUUGAUGGAUGUGGAAAUUUGCGGCAUCUGGACCUAAGUGCUAAUUAUUUUAGAGGGAACAUAUGGAGUGGAUUGGCACAGCUGGUGGAGUUUUCAGUUUCUCAGAACUACCUUAGUGGGUCUGUUUUGGGUUCCAUUUUUACAGAGAAUUGCAGUCUUGAAAUUUUGGACUUUUCUGAAAAUGCUUUCACUGGUCAUUUUCCUGGAAAUGUUUCCAAUUGCAAGAAUUUGGUUAUCUUGAAUUUAUGGGGAAACAAGUUUUCCGGGCCUAUUCCAGCUAUGAUUGGUUCAAUUUCGGGUCUCGAGGCCUUGUUCUUGGGGAACAACAGUUUUGAUAGUGUGAUUCCGGAGUCCCUUUUGAACUUGAGUAAGUUGGACUUUCUGGAUUUGAGCAGAAACAAAUUUGCAGGCGACAUACAACCGAUUUUUGGACGAUUCACGCAGUUGAAAUAUCUUGUAUUGCAUGGAAAUUUCUACACUGGCGGGAUAUAUUCUUCAGGUAUUCUUAAGCUGCCUAGCGUUUCUAGAUUAGACCUGAGCUUCAACAACUUCACCGGUCCCUUACCGGUUGAAAUCUCUCAAAUACAGAGCUUGAAGUUCUUGAUUCUAUCCCAUAAUAAUUUCAGUGGUAAUAUUCCACCAGAAUAUGGAAACUUGCCUGCUAUUCAAGCUCUUGAUCUCUCCUUCAACCAAUUAACUGGAUCAAUACCACCCUCCAUUGGGAACUUGACAUCUCUCUUGUGGCUAAUGCUUGCAAACAAUUCACUUUCGGGUGAGAUUCCUCACGAGAUUGGGAAUUGCUCUAGCUUGUUGUGGUUGAAUCUUGCAAACAACCAGUUGUCUGGGCACAUCCCAACUGAAUUGACUAAUAUUGGGAGAGAUCCCUCUUCAACAUUUGAAUUAAACCGACAACAAAAUGAGCGGAUAAUUGCUGGCUCUGGCGAGUGCUUGACAAUGAAGAGGUGGAUUCCUGCUGACUACCCACCAUUCAGUUUUGUGUACACAAUCCUCACAAGAAAGAAUUGCAGAAACAUAUGGGAUAGAUUACUCAAAGGCAAUGGCAUUUUCUCAGUUUGUGUCGGGGUUUCAAACGUACGCACUUUUCAAAUCACAGGCUAUCUUCAACUUAGUGGGAAUCAACUUUCAGGUGAGGUGCCUACUGAUAUUGGUAAGAUGCAGAAUUUCAGCAUGUUGCAUUUGGGUUUAAAUCAGUUCUACGGGAAGCUGCCUCCACAGAUUGAUAAGUUGCCACUAGUAGUUCUAAACUUAACUCAAAACAAUUUUUCGGGUACAAUUCCUUCAGAGAUUGGGAACAUUAAAUGCUUACAGAAUCUUGAUUUAUCUUUUAACAAUUUCUCUGGCACAUUUCCUGCUAGCUUUAAUGAAUUGUUUGAUCUGAGCAAGUUCAACAUCUCCUACAAUCCACUUAUUUCUGGCGCAAUUCCAUCAACUGGCCAGUUAGCAACGUUUGAGAGAUCGUCCUACCUAGGAGAUCCACUCUUGCGCCUUCCAGCUUUUAUUGCAAAUUCCCCUGCUCAGCCUCCAAAGCAUGCCGAAUCCAAUGGAGGGACAAGGAAGACUAAAUUGGCGGUUAUUCUGGCUUUUCUAUCUCUAAUACUAGUGGCAUUGAUAUGUGGAAUUUUGUCACUUGUGAUCUGCAUAUCAGUGAAAAGUCCAGAGGAGAAACCGGGAUAUCUCUUGGAGAAUAUAAAAUAUCGACAUGAUCUUGCAUCAAGCUCAGGAGGGUCAUCGCCAUGGCUGUCAGAUACUAUUAAGGUCAUUCGCUUAGACAAAACAGCAUUUACACAUGCUGACAUUUUAAAUGCUACAGGCAGAUUUUCAGAAAACAGAAUAAUUGGAAAGGGUGGAUUUGGUACAGUGUAUCGAGGAGAAUUGCCUGAUGGGAGAGCAGUGGCAGUAAAGAAGCUACAAAGAGAAGGAAUUGAGGGUGAAAAGGAAUUCCGGGCUGAAAUGGAGGUUCUCAGUGGGAAUGGCUUUGGUUGGCCUCACCCAAAUCUUGUUACACUCUAUGGAUGGUGCCUUGAUGGAUCAGAUAAAAUAUUGGUGUAUGAAUACAUGGAAGGUGGAAGCUUAGAGGAUCUUAUAUCAGAUAGAACAAGAUUAACUUGGCGAAGACGUCUAGACAUAGCGAUUGACGUGGCACGUGCAUUGGUAUUCCUACACCACGAGUGCUAUCCUUCUAUUGUGCAUCGCGAUGUCAAAGCAAGCAAUGUCCUACUAGACAAAGAUGGUAAGGCACGGGUUACAGAUUUUGGCCUUGCUAGAGUUGUUGAUGCUGGGGAUAGCCAUGUGAGCACAGUGGUGGCUGGAACAAUUGGUUAUGUAGCCCCAGAGUAUGGACAGACUUGGAAAGCCACAACAAAAGGCGACGUGUACAGUUAUGGAGUUUUGGCAAUGGAGCUAGCGACUGGGAGGAGGGCUGUCGAUGGAGGGGAAGAGUGCCUAGUGGAAUGGGCUAGACGCGUUAUGGGAAAUGGGCGAUAUGGAUUGGGUAGAACUGUUUUACCAGUUGUGCUUCUGGGGUCUGGGCUAGCGGAGGGCGCAGAGGAGAUGUCGGAGUUGCUUAAAAUUGGGGUAAAUUGCACCUCAGAGGCACCACAGGCUAGACCAAACAUGAAGGAGGUGCUAGCAAUGUUGAUUAAACUCCUGCCUCUAUAUGGCUGAGGUUUUGGAACCAGUAUCAAUCUCAGAAUUUGUCAAUAAUUCUAGGGCCUUUAUAUAGCUGUACACAUAUGCAUUUGUAAUAGGCAUAAAUUUUGUUGUUCUUA